AUGGGUGAGGAGACCCAAUACCCUGCAGUGUCGCCGCCGCCUGUCGAUGAGAAGAAGCAGCCAGAGUCCAGCAGCUCGCGGGAUGGAGAGGCGACCGACACGGAGGUGCAGGCUGGUGUGCAGCAGGUCGAGGCCAUGGCAACGGUCUGGUCGAUGACCGCCCUCGUCCUCGCCUACAUCUUCAUCUGGAUCGUCUACUUUGUGAUGCUGAUGGAGCAGGGCAUCGUCGCAGCGCUGACCCCCUUCGUGACCUCUGCCUUCCAGCACCACUCGCUCACACCGACGGUGGGCAUCCUGAGCAGCGUCAUCGGCGGAGUGUGCAAUCUGACCGUCGCAAAGAUCCUCGAUGUCUUCGGGCGGCCCCAGGGUUAUGCGAUCUCACUGGCCAUCGCAACCGCCGGCCUGGUCAUGAUGGCGGCGACGGCCAACGUGGAGACCUACGCCGCCGCGCAGGUGUUUUGGACCGUUGGCAGCAACGCCUUGCUCUACAGCAUCAACAUCUUCGUCGCCGAUACGACCAGCCUGCGGAACCGUGGCCUCAUGACCGCCCUGACCGCCUCGCCCAACAUCAUCACCAUCUGGCUGAGCGGUCCCAUCUCGGAAGCGUUCCUCAAGGGGCCCGGCUGGCCCUGGUGCUUUGGCGCCUUCUCCAUUAUCGUGCCCGUCCUCUGUCUGCCGCUGCUGGGCCUCGUCCUGCAUAACUACUUCAAGGCGAAGAAACAAGGAGCCAUGGCCUCGACAAAGGGAUCGAGGACGGCCUGGCAGUCGUUCAUCUACUACUGCCGCCAGUUCGAUGCCAUCGGCCUGCUGCUGCUCACCACCGGGCUCACCUUCUUCCUCCUGCCCUUCAACCUGUAUAGCCUGCAGCCCCUGGGUUGGCAGUCGCCUCUGGUCAUCUGCCUGCUCGUCUUUGGUCUCGUUCUAAUGGUCGUCUUUGCCCUGUGGGAAAAGUUCUUCGCACCCGUCACCUUCAUCCCUUUCUCCCUGCUGCUGGAUCGGAAUCUCGUCGGCGCAUGCUUUCUCGGUACCGUCCUCUUCAUCAGCUUCUUCUGCUGGAACAGUUUCUUCAGCUCCUUCCUCCAGGUUGUUAACGGCCUCAGCGUCACCAACGCCAGUUACGUCGUCCAGAUCUACAGUCUCGGUAACACUAUUGCUGGAAUUGCUGCCGGCGUCGCCAUCCGUUAUACCGGACGAUACAAAGCCAUUACUCUCUACGGUGCUAUACCCAUGUACACGCUGUUUAUGGGCCUGAUGAUCUAUUUCCGCGAGCCAGACGCCAAUAUCGGCUACAUCGUCAUGUGUCAAAUCUUCAUUGCUUUCGCCGGCGGAGUUCUUAUCAUCACCCCCCAGAUCGCUGCCAUGUCCGCCGGAUCCCACCAGGACAUCGCAGCUAUUCUUGCAAUCCUGUCCAUGUUCUCGGCCAUCGGCGGAGCUAUUGGUCUAACCGUUGCUGGCGCUAUUUGGCAGUCUGUCUUCCCCGCAAAGCUUCUCGAGUUCCUCCCCGUCGAGGAGCAGGCGAAUCUCCUCGAGAUCUUCGGCAAGUUGGAGGUGCAGCUUAGUUAUCCCAUUGGAUCGCCGGCCCGCAUUGCUAUCCAACGCGCCUAUGCUAGCGCGCAGUCGAGCAUGCUCACUGCUGGCACCGCCAUAUGGGCUGCCGGAUUUGCCGCUGCUGCCAUCUGGCGGAACACUGACGUGAAGGAAAUAAAACAGGUCAAGGGACAGGUUAUUUAA
This is a messenger RNA of Microsporum canis CBS 113480, 1731 nucleotides long. RefSeq names its product siderophore iron transporter mirB. Bases 1 to 1731 code for a protein of 576 amino acids. NCBI's taxonomy places the organism in Eukaryota, Fungi, Ascomycota, Eurotiomycetes, Onygenales, Arthrodermataceae. The transcript has a single exon. The record is from RefSeq and is a predicted model, not a curated record. Gene Ontology annotation, biological process: transmembrane transport. Gene Ontology annotation, molecular function: transmembrane transporter activity.